Cryptotermes secundus is the source of this 524-nucleotide messenger RNA. RefSeq lists its product as uncharacterized. NCBI's taxonomy places the organism in Eukaryota, Metazoa, Arthropoda, Insecta, Blattodea, Kalotermitidae. The transcript has 2 exons. Gene Ontology annotation, cellular component: plasma membrane. The coding region runs from base 231 to 368 and encodes 45 amino acids. Gene Ontology annotation, molecular function: odorant binding; olfactory receptor activity. The record is from RefSeq and is a predicted model, not a curated record. Gene Ontology annotation, biological process: detection of chemical stimulus involved in sensory perception of smell; sensory perception of smell.
UAUUCAUGUAUCUGAGGACGUGAAGGUGGCACAUGAGUGGCGAAACACGCCGCGCAACUCACAGAAACUGUUGAGAGAAUGCAUGUUGUGUGAUGCAAUUCUUUAAUAUAUAUUUCUGUUCACAAUUAAAGUACAGAUAAUUCUUUCUGAAUCAGAGCGAGGCGGUAUUCAACGCGGUGUACGAGAGCGACUGGUACAACCAGUCUGGACGAUACAAGUACUUCACCAGGAUGCUCAUCAUGAGGGCCCAGAGGCCGGUGAGACUCACCGCGGGCAGGUUCGGGACCCUCUCUCUGCCUCUCUUUUCUUCGAUGCUGCGCUCUUCGUACUCGUACCUGGCGCUCCUGCGACAGAUGCAUGAAGAUUAGCGACAGCCGCUCUGCUGUGCAGUCAACUCAAGUGACAGAUAAUAUUCAUCAUAGAACUUAAUUGCACUACACUCACGCGGUAUGUAGUUGGUUGAGGCACUACGCUACAAGACGGAAGGUCGCAGGUUCAAGUCCCGAUGUUAUCACUGGAUUUUU